AUGUCCCACAGCACCACCUCUCAGCUGCUGCUGGCAGAAGCCUGUGGCUCAGACAAGAAACUGCUGGAGGAGGAGCUGAAGCAGGCCAGGGAGAAUGGAGCUCGUGUGCAACAAGAGCUUCAGGAGGAGCAGCUGAAGAGGAAGCUGCUGGAGCAGCAGGCGGAGGAGCUGCGGCAGCAGCUGCGGCAGGCGCGGCAGGCGGAGGCGGCGCUGGCCAGGCUGCAGGUGGAGCUGCAGGCCAAGACUCUGCACCUCCUGGAGGGUGAGAGGAAAAGUGACUCCAGCGAGCACCUCCAGUGCCAGAAGGAGAAGCAGAAGCUCUCUGAGCAGCUUGGGCUGCUGAAGGAGGACAACAAAGCUCUGUACGAGGAAGGAGUUCGCCUGCUGAAGCAGAAGGAGCUGUGUGUCAGGCAGUACAAGGAGAUGCAGCUGCGGCACAAGGAGAAGCUGCGCAGGGCCAAGGAGGCCUUCAUCCACGAGGUGAAGCAGAGGGACAGCAGGAUCAAGCAGCUGGAAAAUGAGCUCAGCCUGACCAAGCUGCAAGUGGAAAAGGGGCAGGUGCUGGUGGCACAGCUCACUGCUGAGAGGGAGAGACUGCUGCAGGAGAGAAGAGAGCUCCUCCAGAAGGGAAGUGAGCAGGAGGAGACCCCUGGGAGCACCUGCCCUACACUGGGCCCCCUGCAGAGCAGGUAG
Molecule: messenger RNA, 693 nt
Organism: Dryobates pubescens (Downy woodpecker)
Lineage: Eukaryota; Metazoa; Chordata; Aves; Piciformes; Picidae
Gene: CCDC30
Product: coiled-coil domain containing 30
Exons: 6
Coding region: 1-693 (230 amino acids)
Source: RefSeq, a predicted model, not a curated record